This is a messenger RNA of Amphiprion ocellaris (clown anemonefish), 5348 nucleotides long. It is a transcript of the gene dusp4, whose product is annotated as dual specificity phosphatase 4. NCBI's taxonomy places the organism in Eukaryota, Metazoa, Chordata, Actinopteri, Pomacentridae. Bases 219 to 1325 code for a protein of 368 amino acids. Gene Ontology annotation, molecular function: protein tyrosine/threonine phosphatase activity; MAP kinase tyrosine/serine/threonine phosphatase activity. The transcript has 4 exons. Gene Ontology annotation, cellular component: nucleus; cytoplasm. The record is from RefSeq and is a predicted model, not a curated record. Gene Ontology annotation, biological process: endoderm formation; negative regulation of MAPK cascade; protein dephosphorylation.
CAUUCAUAAAAAAAGGAAAAAAGAGAAAGAAGAGUCCUGUGGAGAACCACUCAGAAGGAGACAGAAAGACAGAGAGGAAGGCUGAAUGGAGAGGACCGAGGCGAUGCGCGGAUAGAGGAGAGGCGCAAAAGGAAUCCGUGCGCCUUCUCCAGCUUCAGGAGCGGUGUCUUUUUUAAAUCUAUUUUUUACUGUGGGGCUUGGAGGAGAUCUGCUCUGCCAUGGACGAGCUGUGUGAGAUGGACUGCACGGUGCUGAAGCGGCUCCUGAAGGACGACAGCGCCAAGUGCCUGCUGCUGGACUGCCGCUCCUUCCUCGCCUUCAGCGCCGGACACAUCCGCGGCGCCGUCAACGCCCGGUGCAACACCAUCGUCCGCCGCCGGGCCAAGGGCUCCGUGCUCAGCCUGGACCAGGUCCUGGCCGGGGACGAGGAGGUCCGGGGCCGCCUGCGCUCCGGGAUGUACUCGGCCGUGGUGCUGUACGACGAGAGGACGCCGGACUCGGAGGCGGUGAAGGAGGACAGCACCCUGAAUGUGGUGCUCAACGCGCUGUGCAGGGACUCCUCCGGCUCCGACAUCUACCUGCUCAAAGGGGGAUACGACAGAUUCUUCUCGGAGUAUCCAGAGUUUUGUUUAAAGACCAAAUCCUUACCGUUCCUCAGCAGCCAGUCCAGUGUCGACUCGGCCUGUUCAUCAUGUGGAACGCCGCACAACGACCAGGGCGGCCCGGUUGAGAUCCUCCCGUUCCUCUACCUUGGCAGCGCCCUGCACGCCUCGAAGAAGGAGGUCCUGGACGGCAUCGGGAUCUCCGCCUUGCUGAACGUGUCGGCCAACUGUCCCAACCACUUCGAGGGGGCGUACCAGUACAAGUGCAUCCCUGUGGAGGACAACCACAAAGAAGACAUCAGCUGCUGGUUCCUGGAGGCCAUCGAGUUCAUAGAUUCCGUACGGGACUCCAGUGGGCGAGUGCUGGUCCACUGUCAAGCCGGCAUCUCCCGCUCCGCCACCAUCUGCCUCGCCUACCUGAUGAAGAGGAAGCGGGUGCGUCUGGACGAAGCAUUCGAGUUUGUCCGCCGGCGCCGCAGCAUCAUCUCCCCCAACUUCAGCUUCAUGGGCCAGCUGCUGCAGUUUGAGUCGCAGCUCCUCGCCACUUCCUGUGCAGCCGAAGCGGCCGCCACGGCGAGCCCGCUGCUCGGACCCAAGGCGACGGCGACGACCGCCUCGACGGCGGCCUCGCCCACCUCUCCGUUCAUCUUCAACUUCCCGGUGUCGGUGGUGAACCCGGCGUACCUGCACCACAGCCCCAUCACGACCUCCCCCGGCUGCUGAUGGACGGCCGGCCGGCCGCGGCCUUCCCUCUACCUUUGCUAACGUGAGCACAGACUGGGCCGGGAGAGCCGACCACUGCAGUAUGUUCAUGCUUCCAGGGCAGGGAGGAGAGAAGCAUCACGGUGCCUGAUUCAAAAACUCACAAGACUGAAAACAAACUUCUUAAACCAGCCAACGCUCCUUCCAUUUUAACACAAGAUUUCUUCAGAUCGACCAAAAAUGAACUGGCUUUUUCUUUCAGAUGGAGUGUUGGACUGAUGCACCCUCUUCCUUGACAAAAAACAACAACAACAACAUACACAGGGACACACUGAAGCUACGUGUCCACUAGAUGCGUUUUUCUUGCACGUAAACGCUCAUGUGACCGUAUGUGCAUUUAUACCUCAUGCAGCGUCUGCUCCCAAACUGCAGGGGGCAGUGUAUCGCAAACACACGUCUACCUGGUCUACUCUAGUAAUAAACUGGACUAGACUCGAAGUUUGCCGUUGUUUUCACCACUUACAACAUGGCAUUUUACCGAAUAGUUGCAUUUCAGCAGUCAGUUUUAAUUUCACACCAUGAAUAGUUCAUAACCCGGUUACCAUGGUGAUGAAUCGUAUAAAUGCCUGAACUUCUGCUGCUAGGAUCUCCUAUUCUUCCGCGUGUCUACGUCCGCGUAGUUAGAAAAAUUCAGACGUGGAAAUUUUCCACGUGAGAAGGGCCGUGUGAGGGGGCGUGGCUGCUAAAAUGACGUAAUUCGUCCGCACAGAGCUGCUGAAAUUCUGUCAUGUGACCAAGUUGUGACCCGCCCACCAUGCGUGUGAUUUUCAGAUGCGGGAAAACACAUCUAGUGGACCCGUACCUUAACACACAACUCAGAGAGGCAUGAGCAACAGCAAAACUCUCUCUCUUCUCUCUCUCUCCCACACACAAACACAUUCAUGACUACCGACUGAAUAAGCUCAGUAUGAAGACGGGCUGUUGCUAUGGAGACGACAGGUCUUUAGGAGAGGAGAUGGACACAGGAAGGAAGGAGGAAUUUUAAGCACCCGCUCUUUCCCCCCUUUUGGGUGUCCCUCCUGUUGCCGGACAAAAGAGAUGGAUGGAAAAAAUAGGGGAGGAGACGGUGAUAGAAAGCAGGAGCCUCUUCAGUGACAGGUGCUCCGCCGGCGAUCCGACCGGAGCUUCCUGUCUUUCAUACGUCCUCUUCCUCUCCCCCAUCCACCUUCCCCCUCCUCUCAUCUCCUUUUCAUCCUUUUAUACUCCUCCUCUCCCCUCAUCCUCUCAUCUCUUUGCCUCUCAUCUUCACCCUCCCCUCCACUCCGCUCCUCCUCUCCUCAGCAAAGAAGCUAAAUAAAUAAAAUCAGAAGCCAAAUAAAGAGCAGGUUCCAUGUAAGCAGACCGGGAAACCCCUCUACAAGGCCCCUGACACAUGCUUUAGGAAACCCCUUCUGUUACAUCACUAAAGAAAGUUGUUUUGGAUGAAAGGGCUGAAAAAAAACACCAGAAGAAGAGAGUGCCGUCUUAGAAAUCAGUGGCUGAGCAUGCUUUGUUUCUGUGUCUUUUCCUGGAUUCUCCUUUUUAGAUCAGAUUUUAGAGCUGGAAGACAGCCACUUAAAGGACCAUACUGCUGGUUUUGUAUGUUUUAAUCCACUAUGAAUAAUGUAUUCUUUACCACUGAUGAUUUUCCAAAACAUACACAAAUUUUUAGAUCUUGUUUUCAGUUCUUCUCAGCAGGUUUAUUUUUACAGCGGACUGAGAUGAACGGAAAACAUCGACUCUUAUUAUGUGCUUUGGAAAAUUCUGUUUUUUUAUUUUUAGGUUCGUGGGCUAAAAGGUGCAUCAUCCCAAUGGUCCUUUAAGGUGUUUGUGCCUUGUUCAUGAAGGUAUCCUGUGGAUUUACACGUCCCUGGAUCUGCCAGCAGGGUGUUGAUUUGGUUUUUUUUUUGUAGUAGCUGCUUAGAAAUUACUGAAUGUUGGUCAGACUUCUAAAAUAAUCUCAGUGCAGAACGGACUCUUUUUCCACAACGUCACCAGAGCAAAAGCUUCUCAAUCACACAAAUGCACACAUAUAAUGUACACGAGUACUUUGACAGAUAUUAUAAAACCUAUAAAUACUUACAUUAAAAAGAGCAGUUAAACAGAUUCACCAAAACUAUGAAAACAUGGAAACUUCCUCCUCUAUUCCACAUUUCCUGCCAUUUGCAGAAAAUUGAAAGUAAUUUGUGGAGAAUUCAAGUUACCAAACAAGAAACAAAAAGGAUAUAUGUAAAUUGUAAAAAUACAAUUUUGAAUUUGUGUAAAUGAUGUUCUAGGGCAGGGGUGUCAAACUCAUUCUAGUCCAGGUUCCAUAUUCAGCCCAGUUUGAUCUCCAAUGACCAGUAAAACCACAGCAUAAUAACCUAUAAAUAACCACAAUUCCUAAUAUUUCCUUUGUUUUAGUGCAAAAAAGUGUGUUCUGGAAAUGUUCACAUUUAAGGAAUUAUCUUUUUACAAAACAUUAUGAACAACCCCAAAUUUCUUCAGAAAAAUUCAAGUUCAAUUUCAUCAACAUUCAGCCUCAGUUUAUCAUUUCCACAUUACAACUUCCAGAUCACAGAGUGUCUACAAAGAAACACAACAUUUAGUCACAGCUAUCUGGAAUUGAAUGAUGUAGUAUUUUACUUUUAUGAUCAAAACCAGUCAGACAAAAAAAAGACAAAAAACAAAAACUAUACAAAAUAUUACCAAAAUGAGACAAACGACACAAAACACAAAAAAGAGACAAAAAAAUUAGACAAAAAAGUUACAAAGCAACAAAAAAGAUGAGACCAACGACACAAGCGAGACAAAAAUGACACAAAACAACAAAAACGAUACACAAAACAAUGAAUAAAACAAAGCACGAAAUGACAAAAAUAAGAAAACAAAUACUAGCGAGACAAACAGGAAAACUCAAAACAACAGACGAAAACAUGAGACAGAAACGACAAAAGUCAGACAAAAAAAACCCCAAAAAAUAUUACAAAACGGAGACACAAAACAACAAAAAAUGAGACCAAAAAGUUACAAAGCAACAGAAAAAUUAGACAAAAAAUGACAAAAGCGAGAAACAAAAUGACAAAAAAAAAAAAAAUAGACAACACAAACAUUUUACAGAUUUACAAUUUGCAUUUAAUGUCUUCUCUGUAAUUUUUACAGUUUGAGGCCGGAUUCGACCCUUUGGAGGGCCGCUUUUGGCCCACGGGCCUCAUGUUGGACACCCCUGCUCUCAGGUCAUAUAGCCUCUGAUGUUGUCACAGAUGCACCCAAAUCCAAAUCACUGAUUCAUUCACUUUUAAUAAUUAUAAUAAUGGGAAGGUGCACUUAAAAGUUAGUUCUAAUUAUAACCUUCUACACAGCUUCCUUAGUAGCACUUACAAUCCAUUCAACAAUAACAAAAGCAGUGACUUUUUUGGACAUCACACCAAAACAGUUGUUUAAAUCUUCAUAAUAUCACAAUCUGAGACAUUUGCGUUGCUUCUGCUCCUCACCAGGUUAAGCUCUAAACUGUGCUUGACGUACAAAGGCAAAAAAAAUCCACACACACGCGGUUUAAAAGAAAACAAACCUUUUCCUGUUUUUGAAGAUUGUCGGCACCUAUCUCUGUAGCACUUUCAAGUGAUGCAAUAUUGUAUUUGUAAUUUCUGAUUGAUUUGCACAUCAUGGCGAUGCUCAGACUGACUGCUUUGUCCAUGUAGAGAGAGAGAGAGAGAGAGAAAAGAGUCAAUCAGUGAAAAAUGCAAUACUUUCUACACGAGUGUGAUCUGUACCUGUCCAACUGUCUGCCUCUCUGUGUUAGUCCGUCUGUCUCCACUGUGUCUCCGUCUGGUCGACGCUGUUCACCCGUCAUGGCAAUAUCAAUCCUCAACUCUUUAUAUACAUGCAUACAUACACACACAUAUGUAUGCAUAUAUAUAAAACGAAACAGUUUCCCCUUGAUUUUAUUGUGGAAUGAAUGAUCUGUGCAUUUAUUUAUUACUGAAGAUCCACUGUUGAAUAAACAAUGUUCUUAAUUAAGUUGAA